AUGUUACGAUAUAAUCUAUUAUCAAUAUAUCGUCCAUAUGUUAUUAAUACAUUAAUUAGACGAACAUUAUUCGGUCGAGCGAGUUCAACGAAAAAAAUAAAAGAUGAUUUCGAUGAAGCAAUUAUUGAACAACCAGAUGCUGUACCACAAUCGGCUGUUCCAACUGUUACGGAAUUAGCAUCAUAUAAAACGAAAAAAUAUCUUACACGUUUAGUUACUUGUCGUCCAUA
Molecule: messenger RNA, 230 nt
Organism: Adineta steineri
Lineage: Eukaryota; Metazoa; Rotifera; Eurotatoria; Adinetida; Adinetidae
Source: the annotation of a GenBank genome assembly